This is a messenger RNA of Pocillopora meandrina, 4607 nucleotides long. The record is from the annotation of a GenBank genome assembly. Lineage: Eukaryota; Metazoa; Cnidaria; Anthozoa; Scleractinia; Pocilloporidae.
GCGCAAAGCCCCCGUAGAGAGUAAUUGUUUUCAAUUGGGCUUCACACAUCUUGAACAACUUAUUACUCAACUCCUUCGCCGAGAUAUCGUACUGGAAAGCUCGACGCAACUUUAGUAAUGUCCUCUCCAGCCUCCGAUUUCUUCCCUAAUGCGACACCAAGCGUUCCAACGGUGCCUUUUCAAGUAAAUCCCAUUUUGGGACUGAUUGUAGAAGUCGUGAUUUUACUUCUGAUUUGUGGACAUUUCUUUAUAAUUACAACUCUCGGUUUAUACAAGCCGUGGAAUAUUGCCGACCUGUUGUUGUUUUCGUUGUCCGUGGCGGAUGCCCUGAAUGCUGCGUUACCCCUGCAAAUGUUGAAUGUACUGAAUAACUUUAUUGGUCCAGAGACAUGGAAUGAAGCCUCAUGUGCUGUUUUCGUUAUACUGACAUAUACAUUCCGUAUUGCCUCAGUGUGCACAAUAACACUGAUAUCUGGCGACAGAGCUAUUCUAUUGACAAGACCGCUUCAACAUCAUGUCAUCGUUACGAUAGAGAGGGCGAGAGUAGCUGUCAUUGCAAUCUGGCUAUUCUCUAUUUUCAUGUCGAUUUUGCCGUUUAUUGGGGUUGGGAAAACGGGGUAUCGGAAAGGCUUCUGCUUUUACCAGCUGUACGAUUUCGGAGUGGCAUACGGUUACAUCAUUGAAAGCAUUGGUAUCGUGCAGUUAAUUCUCGUCUUGAUCUGUUUUAUUGCAAUCAAGUUAUCAAGCAGCAGGUUUGUGAAGCGCCAGUCGACGAUGGCGGCUUCCAGGCAAACUGGCGGGAAAAACAAGCAAGCGCGGGAAACGGCUGGCACACGGCAAGUAAAGCAAAUGUCCACUAUGAUGGCCAUGGUGGUGUUGCUGUAUUACAUUAGUUGGUUACCUUAUCUGGUAAGUUUAUCCGAGCGUGCGUGCGAGUCUUUUGCAUGUAGCCGUGUGUGUUUUUAAAUCGAACAUUACCACUAGAUUCCUAUGAAAAUAACAAUCCUUAGACCUGCCUCAAUGCUAAUUGAAGAUUUACUCAUGUUGCAGCAAAAACCCUGAAAAUAUUUGAAAACAAUUCAGUCUGGCAGCAUUUCAAAAGACGCGUAUUUGUACACAAAAAUUACUGAAUAUUUCAAUUCCAAUUACAGCGGAUGGAUGGUCUAAUAAAGCUGUGCACACAAAAAUAUCUUACGUUUCCCUCAGAUGAUUACAGUUUUGUCGAUUGGUAAUUAGUUUUCCAAAACAAGUGUUUGAAAAGAAAAUUUUCCCGUUUGUGUCCAUAUGUUUAUCACGUUUAUAUGAACUCGUCAGCGACAGUCGAGAAAUGUGAACCAGUGUAAAAUGAAUUACUGUUUGUAGUUGAGUAUUAAUUGCUUUCUGGUCGAUGACAUUGGAUCACAUCGUUUGUUUCCCUCGCUUUAAUGGGUUUCGAUAAACUUUGCUUGAAUUCGAUGUUCAAAGCUAACUAACAGAAGGAAUAAACACGACGAAAGCAAGCAGAUGUUGUUUCAAAAACUUCAUUUCAUGGAAAAUUGUGUGUCGUCUUUCCUCAGCCCUGAAAGCUUGGAACUUAAUUGUGGUAAUGAAAUUAUUCACGGUUCCAGCAAUAACUCUUAUAGUCUCCAAUGUUUUGCAUAAAAGCAUUUCAACUUCCAUUCAACAAGCAAAUAUUUACCUUUUGAAAAAUGAGAGUAAACGCUUAGUAAUCUGAAAUUCUUUUAAUUCCAAUGGUCCUAAUUCGUCAAUGGCACCUUGGAAACCAAUCGUUUCGUUUCACCUGACGACGGCUUCCAACAUAUUAAUUCGAAUCACUUAAUUUUGUCUUUUCUUCAGCCUAGCAUUGUGUAUAGUUCUAUAAAACAAUGGAGGGAUUACCGACUUUACCUGGUUGCUUUCUCAGCCAUGUUUUAAAGUUUUCAAGUUCUUUACCAGUCUUUUAGCUAGCUUCUCAUUUUUCUCCUUUGUGGGCUUGCAGUUAGCUAGCAAGUUAGCUUUCGUAACUGAAUCACUCCUUCCAAAAUCUCUCGUUCUCUGGAAGGUUUAAUCCCAUCAAUCGAAAGAGAACAAAUUAUUUCCUCCAAUUGCGUAUUGAGUUCAUUGCAGCUUAAUUCAGGCAUUGCGUAAUGAAAACAAAUUGAUAAACAAUAAUCAGCUGUAAUCGAACUAGUAUGUGUUGAAAGAUUGCGACAAUUUGGAAAGCGAAGGCGAAGAACAUUCUUCAAAAAAUGUUUCCUUGCCUUUUGUAGCUUUGGGAGGGCGUUAGGAUAGCGAUUUUUUUUCUUUCAAUAAAAACAUUUUCGUUCCGCUGUUUACUUGCGAUACCGCGCAUGUUUUGAAAAAAGUGAUUUGAACGCACUAAUUUUUGACUGAUUGCAUCGAUCGAUAUGAUUGACAUGAAAGAAAAGCUUAGUAUUUCUCAAACAACCAUGCCUCCCGUUCCUGAGAUGAGACUAUUAGAAUCUUAACUUUUCGUGUCCGCUUCAUUGUUUCAUUGGGUUGUGGGAAUUGGGCAUUGACAAAGCUUGUUGACCAACCCCACUGGUGUUUGGUCAAUACCAAACAAGAUAACUUCAUGCAGUUUGAAUCGAAAGCAUAAAUGACUUUAUGUAUGUGCCAGGGUUUGCAAAGAUAUUACAGUUAAUUAAGCGAAAGUAGCAGUUAGAAGUUCAAUUUACGAGAUAAUGGUCUUGAGUUUGAACAGCGUCCAUCAAAUAAUCAGUCAUGUAAACCCAUAAUUAAGUAACACAGAACCGUAGCAGUCAAACGUUAGGCAUGCGCGAUCAAUUUUGGUUGCGCGCGUCAAUUUCCCGCGCAAAAUUUCAAAGGAAAACAUAACAACAACCGCUGUCUCGCAAAAUAAGGGAAAGAUAAUUGAAACGUUCGUAGAAAUUUGUAGAAAGAAGGGACCCUUCUCUCUACAAAGGAAUUACUUUAGACCUCUCGGAAACGAAGCUUAUUCAAUUACGGGUAUUCUGUUGAUUUACCACUCUAUUAUAAGGUUGCCAAAAACGUUAAACGAUUAUGAAACACCAUGACUUACCGACAUGUGUAGUUGUUUGUUACCCGUGUGAGAAAAUUUGGUUAUGACGGCCUGAAAGCAUGCUACCUUGUCAUUACAAUGUUUGCACAUACACAGACGUUUCACCACAGUGUUGACUAGGUGUCUCAAAUAUUAAUUAUUAUUUAUUGUUUUUUUUUUUCAGUUAAUAAACCUCUACAGUAUGGUAACAGGGAAAUUCAACCACUCCCAAGUUAUCUUAGUUGGCAUGCUAUCUCUUGUAAACGCGCUCAUCAACCCCAUCUUGUACGGGAAAAUGAGCCUGCGAUACCGUCAGGGUUACAUUUUCAUCUUCAGGAAAAUAUUAUCUUUGUGUGGUGCGUCAAAACCCGACGGCUCAUUCUUUGGUAAGAUUCUCAUCAAACGAUUCUUAGAAGUUCGUUCGUUUUUAGAAGUAUAAAAUAAAGCAUAUUCUUUCAAAUUUCCAAAUUUUAGAUGGAUAUGACCAUCGCAAACUUUGUCGCUUCUCCCUUUUAGAAUAAGUCAAGUUGUUGAUGUUUCUGCAGGGGUACCCCACCUGUCAGCCAGCAUUAUUGAACUGCUCCAUGAAGGAAGUUGGAGUGGAAGAGGAAAGAGGAAAGGCGUUUUGAAUUGAUAUGUGGCCUUCUUUUCAAAUAGAUUUAUCCAACAUUGCAGUCUCUUGGUCUACACCUGGGUGAAAAUGAACUUUAGUUCACCACUAUUUUAGUCCCCUUUGCAGUUAUUGUUUAGUGUUGUCACACUCUGAGAGGUGUUGCGUGACGAAAUAAUACCAAAUGACGCAUGCGUGAGAGGCCAUUCUUUGUUUGUCACAUAUCUUUCUAAUCUGUUAUAUUUGUCACAAUUUCUCUCACAGACGGUACACGUCGCGCUGCUUCGAAAAUUGCAAGAAACUCGACAGCAGGUACUUCCUGCAAUGCCAGACAUAGCAUUGAUGCUGCAUUUCAAGAUGGCGGAUUUAAGGGCGCUAAAGAAGAAUCUUCAACGAGAAGAGCCGGCGUACGAUUUGAAGUCAACAACAAAGUGGAUAAUGAAGCAGAGGAAAGAGCAUCAAAUGCGUUUCUCUUGGUUGAAGACGGCAAUGCUAACUUGAGAAGUCCAGAUACCAGUUCAUUGCAAACUUCUUUACGGAGCGAAGAUGAAGACAUAAAGAAGAUUAAUGGAGAAUAUUCACCGCUGGAUGAAAGUUAUGACAGCGUGCUGUAGAUAAAUGACUUUAGAAGUCUAAUGCCAAUUUAGUUUCACUUCUUCUGUCCAAAAAGGAACGCAGCUAACAAACACAAGACCAAUGAUGGUUGGCGGAGAUUUGGGGAGAGUGAUUGAUUUGUUGUUGGUGAAGAUUUUGGACCCCAUGAACCUUCACAAGACCUAUAAUGGAUGAGCUAGACAAGAUACUGAAAAUCCAAUUGCGUUUAGAAUCGUUAAGCCUUUUUAUGCAGCGAAUCUAGUUUUAAGCUAAAAAGAGGCCCUUGUUUGAUGUUAUCGGCCAUUUCCCUCAUUUGAGGAUGUUUUGUCUCCAAUGGUGAAGAAAAAAUUGAAAGGAAACGGUGGUAUUGAAUGCAAAUGG